Aspergillus piperis CBS 112811 is the source of this 831-nucleotide messenger RNA. Its product is annotated as alpha/beta fold hydrolase. Lineage: Eukaryota; Fungi; Ascomycota; Eurotiomycetes; Eurotiales; Aspergillaceae. The record is from RefSeq and is a predicted model, not a curated record. The coding region runs from base 1 to 831 and encodes 276 amino acids. Gene Ontology annotation, molecular function: catalytic activity. The transcript has a single exon.
AUGCCGCACCUGAAGCUUCGUGAUGGAGCAGAACUCUUCUACAAGGAUUGGGGAAAUCCCAGAGGACCAAUCGUAACCUUCUCCCACGGCUGGCCCUUGAGCAGUGACAACUGGGAACAACAAAUGAUGUACCUCGGUGAACAUGGUUACAGGGUUAUUGCACACGAUCGCCGUGGCCAUGGACGAUCAACUCAGACCUGGGACGGAAACAACAUGGACACCUUUGUCGACGACUUAGAGGAACUUUUCGCGCAUCUCAAGGUGCAAGAUGCGGUCAUGGUUGGCCAUUCUCAUGGAGGAGGAGAGGUCACCCAUUAUCUUAGAAAACACGGCACUAAGCGCUUCAAAAAGGCUGUUUUAGUCGGCGCCGUACCUCCUCUGAUGGUGAAGAGUAGCGGCAACCCGGAAGGAACAGAUAAGUCGGUUUUCGAUUCUUUCCGGCAGGCCAUGCGUCAAGACCGCGCGCAGUUCUUUUUGGAUGUUCCCAGCGGACCAUUCUUCGGUUUCAACCGACCUGGAGCAAAGAAAAGCGAAGGACAGAUUCGUAGCUGGUGGCAGCAGGGGAUGAACACCAGCUUCAAGUCCGCGUAUGACUCGAUCAAGGAUUUUUCUGAAACGGACUUCUCGGAAGAUCUGAAGAGAAUCAAUAUACCAGUACUGGUUCUACAUGGGGACGACGAUCAGGUGGUUCCCAUUGAGGCAGCGGGACUGAAGUCAGCAAAACUUCUUCCCCAAGGAAAACUGAAGAUUUACAAAGGCGGAUCCCAUGCCAUUCACAAUAUUAAUGUUGAUGAAGUCAAUCAAGACCUGCUUGACUUUAUUAAAUCCUAA